Molecule: messenger RNA, 942 nt
Organism: Kwoniella shivajii
Lineage: Eukaryota; Fungi; Basidiomycota; Tremellomycetes; Tremellales; Cryptococcaceae
Exons: 1
Coding region: 1-942 (313 amino acids)
Source: RefSeq, a predicted model, not a curated record
AUGUCUGUGCCUUUCACAAGACUACUUUCCAAAGUUAGAUCACCUCGACCUUCUCUUCCUGGCGUAACAAGUACAUCUGGAGCCUUGACUCGUAUCGGUCACGAUGCUUCUGCUGGUGAUCCCACAUGUUUCGCAUCGAAAGUACGUGAUUCCCGUGGAAGACAAUACCUCUUAUACACCCAGCGAAACAAAGAACUCAAAUUCGAUCCCGUUUCUCGAACCUUUACCAACGAAAAACGUACUUCUUCAAUGACCAGAUCAUCUUACGAAACGACUAUUCCAGUAUUUGGAGGUGGAGAGAAAUCCAAUACAUUCAGAUUGAAUAAACCGAUUUCAAUCGAAAAUGGAACGAUCUUACCCCUUCAUCCUACACUUAUCCCUUCAUCAUCAGCUUCUUCUUUGACACCGAUUUCGAGAGAUCUGUCUGUCGAAAGAUCGAGUGUCCUAGAUGCUAUCAAGAAUUCACAUUCUCAGAUUUGUCUAGGAGUGAAUAUAUUCAUUCCUAAAGCUAAAGGCCAUCAUCAACCAUCUGUUCAAUGUGAAAGCGACAGUGCAGGAAUAACAAUACCUGGUGCCGAGAUUAGGACUCUGUAUACUUUACCUGAUACCAUUGUCAAUGCCAACACCAAUGCCAAUACCGAUACCAUCACGCAUUCAAAAACAGCAGGCAAUGGUUUCGCUAAAGUAGUUGAUGGAAGUGACAGUGAAACUCAACUACAAUGGUAUGACCCUUCGAGAUUGCAUCAAGACAACGAAAUUUGGCAAGGCGAUGGGGUCAUCAGCCAGCUCACUGAAAAGCCCAAUGCCGAUUCAGCAAAUGAUGGUGUAGACACCCCUUCCUCUACCGCCACGAAGAACGACGACCACCCUACUACUGAAAGUAAGAGUUUCUCCGAGGACGAUGACGAAACUAUCAGUACGAAUUUGGCGAAGAUUGCGUGA